Molecule: messenger RNA, 2292 nt
Organism: Gossypium raimondii (Peruvian cotton)
Lineage: Eukaryota; Viridiplantae; Streptophyta; Magnoliopsida; Malvales; Malvaceae
Product: UPF0481 protein At3g47200
Exons: 4
Coding region: 708-2054 (448 amino acids)
Source: RefSeq, a predicted model, not a curated record
GUAAAAAAAAUUCUUUAACUAAAACUUCAACAUCUCUAUCCCUCUCUUUUUUUUUUUUUUUUUUUUUUUUUGAGAUAAAAUUUUGGAUUAUUGUGGCAUUAGACGUGACGCAGGGACUGAUAGUGGUCUUCGCAUUCCUUAAAAACCAUAACUUUUAAUCUGGUCUCAUAAGUUAAUCAAUGAUAAAUAAAUUUAUUUUUUCAUGUUUAGUGACUUCAUAAAUUAAUAUUUUAACCUCUAACAAUUUCAUAUUUGGGUUUCAAUCCUUGAAGAAAAAGUUUCUAUUUAAUUUUUGAAGCUUAAUUUGAAUUGAUAUUAAUAAUUGUAUAGAAAAUGUGAAUUUGAUCGUACUAAAGUACGUUUUUCGAUUAUGAAUAGUUUUUAUUCUUUUCUUGACAAGAAAUGGAAAAAUUGAAAACCAUUUGAACCUGGAUUCAUUUUGGUUGGUAGUAAAUUGGGUUAAUUCGAUUUUGUAUUUCAAAGUUAAAAUUAUAUAUUUAAUUUUAUUGAUUUGAUUAUAAAUAUUAUAUAAAUUAGUUGAGAAAUGGAACAGAUGGGAUCAAGUUCGCCUGAGAUGACGCCUUGGCAUUCUAUUAUUGAAAUUGAGCAUGGACAUUCCUCCUCCCAAGAGGUAUUUCAAACACUGCUGUGUGAGUUUGAACUAAAUGUAUAAGAAAGAAAAAGAAGUUUGAUCCUCCCAACAAAAGAUGACAUCAAGCCCGCCUUUGCAUUGCCUUUCGCCUGAUAUUGAGGAAGGUGAUGUUAAGCAUGGAAUUUCCCCCUCCCAAGAGGAAAGUUUUACAAUUUUCAAAGUUCCUCAUCGACUACGUGAAGUAAAUGAAAAAGCCUACGAACCAAAUGUGAUUUCAGUUGGCCCCUAUCACUACCGUAAGCCACACUUGGCGAGGAUGGAAGGUUUCAAAAAGAGGCAGUUUGAGAAGAUCGCUAAGAAAACUAACCUUGGUCUCAACCAAUUUCGAGAGGCGAUGAAGCACUUGGAAGGAAAAACUCGCAAAUGCUAUGAACAACCUCUUCAUCCUGAUCUUGAAGUUGAAGAAAAUUUUUUAGAUAUGAUGGUGUAUGAUGGUUGCUUUGUUGUACAGCUAAUCUGGAUCGGUCAUCUAUAUGAUUUUAGGGAACUGGGACAACAUGUUUCAUAUGACAUGCGGUACGAUUUGUUAUUACUAGAAAACCAACUUCCUUUCUUUGUAAUUUUGGAGUUGUAUCGCAUGAUAAUACCAAAUCCUGGACCUCGAGGACAUUUGACUCAGUUGGCUGCAUUUGCUCUUACUUUUUUUGGAAGGCAUCCCAUCUAUUUACCCGAAAAUACUAGUAUCAGACAUCUUCUACAGUUGGUACAUGAUCCUUCUCAAGAAAUCCGAGUAGCAGGAACAAAAGAAGUAGAAUACUACUUUCCUAAAAGAAAAAUCCAAAGCUCACGGAGCUUGAUACCUAGCGCAACAGAGCUGGAAGAUGCAGGAAUCCAUUUCUUUGGUGUCUCUAUCCAAAAUAUGCAAAACCAGGAGGAGGGGAAAAUGAACAUGUUUGAUAUAACGUUUGAUAAUGGCACCAAAGAACUCAAGAUUCCAACCUUAAAAGUCGACCAUUCCACAGAGCGUACGUUCCGAAAUUAUAUGGCCUACGAACAAUUAUGGGGGGUGCGAAAAUACUAUGUUGAUUAUGUGCUAUUCAUGGAUAAACUCAUCAACACAGGCAAGGAUGUGGAGCUACUCCGUAAAAGUGGAAUUAUUGAUAAUUGGUUAGGAGACGAUGAAGCAGUUACCAAAAUAUUUAAUAAACUGGGGUAUUUCGUUUAUUACGACACAGAAGCCUUCUACUAUGAGGACAUAGCUGAUCGAGUGAACAAGCAUUGCAAGAAAGACUGGAACAUAUGGAAGGCAAAAUUGAAGAAAGAUUAUUUUAACACUCCCUGGUCCCCCAUAUCGUUUCUUGCUGCGCUUGUCUUGCUCCUGAUUACUAUACUACAAACUAUAUUUUCGCUUCUUUCUUAUUAUCAGCAGAGGCAGGAAAACUACAGAAGCCAAAGUGUAUGAUAUCAAACCAUCGUCGCCUUUUUCUGGUGCCUUGGGUUGUUGAUCAGGGGUUUGACUUCUGCUAUAUGGGAGUUUUUGAAUUUCAGGCCGUCCUUUAAAGGUGUCAUCUUGUUUCUAAUUUAAUUUGUUUUUGAAUUUUGCUAUAUCGUCGCCUUUGUGGAUUCCUCUUUUCAUAUCACUUAAUUUGUAUCUGUCCAAUAACCAUGGCUUUAGUUUAUUAGUCAGGGUAUUCAUUCCA